AUGGCAGACAAGACAUUGCCAUCCUGGGCCUAUGUCAAGCUCGACCGCCCACGCUCCGGUUCUACGGAGUCCACACCCUUACUUAUCCGUAUCGCCUCCCUGGCAGGCGGACGUGAGCCCCAGGCCGUCGGCCCGAUCAUCGCUCUGUUGUUCUCAGUGGAGAACCUGCAUCAGGUUGUAUCCAGAGACCCCUCCUUAUUCCACAUCACGCGUCUCGGCCAUGCCGGUCUCAUCGACUUCCGCGCUCGUCUGACAGAGGGCGAUCCGCGCGUGCUCCGCGCUCUUCACGGAUCCCUCGUUGACCACGACAGAAUCAGAGACGCCAUCGCCUUAACUGAGGGCCUGCUACUUAUCGACAGAAGUCUGCAAACAAUGACGGAUGCCGAACUUAAGCCCCUGGUUCAACAGAUCCGUGACGAACUCCGCGCUCCGCCAGAGACGCCCUCAGCCGACCUCUACGAUCCAGCAAUUAAUGGCAGCUUCUGA
Messenger RNA from Penicillium canariense, 486 nucleotides. RefSeq lists its product as uncharacterized. NCBI's taxonomy places the organism in Eukaryota, Fungi, Ascomycota, Eurotiomycetes, Eurotiales, Aspergillaceae. The record is from RefSeq and is a predicted model, not a curated record. The transcript has a single exon. The coding region runs from base 1 to 486 and encodes 161 amino acids.